Clavispora lusitaniae ATCC 42720 is the source of this 1593-nucleotide messenger RNA. It is a transcript of the gene SHM1, whose product is annotated as glycine hydroxymethyltransferase. Gene Ontology annotation, biological process: L-serine catabolic process; tetrahydrofolate interconversion; folic acid metabolic process. Lineage: Eukaryota; Fungi; Ascomycota; Pichiomycetes; Serinales; Metschnikowiaceae. Gene Ontology annotation, molecular function: zinc ion binding; pyridoxal phosphate binding; glycine hydroxymethyltransferase activity. Gene Ontology annotation, cellular component: cytoplasm. The record is from RefSeq and is a predicted model, not a curated record.
AUGCAUCAAGUACGACACGAGCACGUGACACACAUUUCCGGGCCCUCGGCAUCUCAGUCGGGUGCGAAAAAAACCAUGGCUCCAACUCCACUUUCCAUAGACAUCUUUACCAAGAACACAAAUAUGCUUUCCCGUUCUGUCCGUGCAUUGAAGCACGUGCCUUCUAAGCCCUUUGCCAGAAGCUAUGCCCUUUCUGCCAAAGCACAAGCUCUCAUCUCAAAGCCUGUUCAGGAAGUGGACCCGGAAAUGGCCCUGAUCUUGCAGCAGGAGAAGGACAGACAGAGAAACUCCAUCACGUUGAUCCCAUCGGAGAAUUUCACCUCCAAGGCCGUCAUGGACUUGUUGGGCUCGGAAAUGCAAAACAAGUACUCCGAGGGAUACCCAGGCGAGAGAUACUAUGGUGGAAAUGAGAUCAUCGACAAAGCUGAGUCAUUGUGCAGACAGAGAGCUUUGGAGGCGUUUGAUUUGUCUCCAGAAGAAUGGGGUGUCAACGUCCAGCCUUUGUCUGGAGCCCCAGCCAACUUGUACGCCUACUCUGCUGUUUUGGAAGUGGGUGACCGUAUUAUGGGAUUGGACUUGCCUCAUGGAGGACAUUUGUCUCACGGUUACCAGACUCCAUCGGCCAAGAUCUCGUACAUCUCCAAGUACUUCCAGACCAUGCCAUACCGCUUGGACGAGUCGACUGGUUUGAUCGACUACGACACAUUGGAGAAGAAUGCCGUUUUGUUCAGACCAAAGGUCAUUGUUGCCGGUGCCUCGGCCUACUCGAGAGUCAUUGACUACAAGAGAAUGCGUGCCAUUGCCGACAAGGUUGGUGCCUACCUUUUGUCCGACAUGGCACACAUUUCCGGCUUGGUUUCUGCCGGUGUCACACCUUCGCCAUUCCCAUACUCGGACAUUGUCACCACCACCACCCACAAGUCGUUGCGUGGCCCCCGUGGUGCCAUGAUCUUCUUCAGAAAGGGCAUCAGAAAGGUCACCAAGAAGGGCAAGGAGAUUCCGUACGACUUGGAGCGUAAAAUCAACUUUUCUGUUUUCCCUGCGCACCAAGGUGGCCCCCACAACCACACCAUUUCUGCUUUGGCCGUUGCUUUGAAGCAAUGCAGCUAUCCCGAGUACAAACAGUACCAACAGGAAGUCGUGGACAACGCCAAGGCUUUUGCCGAUGCCUUGAAAGGAAAAGGCUUUGAUCUUGUCUCCGACGGCACCGACACCCACUUGAUUCUUGUGGACUUGCGCUCCAAGAAAAUCGACGGUGCUCGUGUGGAGGCCGUUUUGGAAAGAGCCAACAUCGCCGCCAACAAAAACACCGUUCCUGGUGACAAGUCUGCGUUGUUCCCAAGUGGUUUGAGAGUGGGCACUCCAGCCAUGACCACACGUGGUUUUGGCCCAGAAGAAUUCGCCAAGGUGGCUGAAUAUUUCCAGAGAGCCGUGGAGAUUGCCAUUUCCUUAAAGGAAAAGGAGGAAGGAGCUGUGGCCAAGGAGUUGUUGGCAAGCUUCAAGAAGUUGGCAGAUGAAAGUGCGGAAGUCAAGGCUUUGGACGAGGAAGUCAAGGCUUGGGCUGCCCAGUACCCUGUUCCAGGCGAUCUUUAG